GUUCAUGUGUUUACGGAGGGAAGUCAAAAAGCGCCCAAAGGCGUGAUAUUUUGACGCGGAAUGCAGCGCUGGUAAAAUCUACUAAGUAUACUUUUUUAUUGCUCUGCAUGUCAUCAAAACAUUACACGAGCACUGUACUCACGCAGUCUGUUUCUUUCUUCUUUUUUCCUAACCGCGCUUGCUUCGUAUGCCCAGUGGAAUGGCAGAAGCCAGUAUUUCAGUGGGCGAGGAUCAGUUCAGCUGUUCAAUCUGUCUGGAUCUACUGAAGGAUCCAGUGACCAUCCCCUGUGGACACAGUUACUGUAUGAGCUGUAUUACAGACUGCUGGAAUCAAGAUGAUCAGAGGAGAGUUUACAGCUGCCCUCAGUGCAGACAGACCUUCACUCCAAGACCUGCUUUAAACAAGAAUGUGAUGCUGGCUGAAAUGGUGGAGAAGCUAAAGAAGACAAAAGCCCAAACAGCUCGUGCUGCUCUGAGUUAUGCUGGACCUGGAGAUGUGGAGUGUGAUGUCUGCAUGGGGAAAAAAUACAAAGCUGUCAGGUCCUGUCUUAUGUGUCUAAACUCUUACUGUCAGUGUCACCUUGAACAACAUGACAGUUUAUUUAAAGAUAAGAAACACAGUUUGAUUAAUGCCUCUGGACGACUCAAGGAGAUGAUCUGCUCUCAACAUGACCGACUGCUGGAGGUUUACUGUCGCACAGACCAACAGUGUAUUUGUUUGUUGUGUACAAUGAAUGAACACAAAAAUCAUCACACUAUUUCAACUAAAGCAGAGAGGACUGAGAAACAGAAACAGCUUUGGGACAUGGAAAGAAAGUUCCAGAAGAGAAUCCAGGAAAGAGAGAAGGAGAUUCAGGAGCUGAAAGAGGCUUUGAAGACUCAUAAACGCUCCGCACAGGCAGCAGUGAAGGACAGCGAGAGGAUCUUUAAUGAACUGAUCCACUCCAUUGAGAGAAGCUGCUCUGAGGUGAUACAGAUGAUCAGAGAUCGAGAAAAGGCUGAAGUGAGGCGAGCUGAGGGACUCUUGAAGCAACUGGAGCAGGAGAUUGAUGAUCUGAGGAGGAGAGACACUGAGCUGCAGCAGCUUUUACACACAGACAAUCAUAUCCAUUUCCUGGAGAGUUUCCAGUCUCUCUCUGUUCCUCCUGUGGCUAGAGACAACAUUACUGUCAUUUCACUUCUCUCUUAUGAUGAUGUGGAUGAAUCUGUCUCUAUGCUAAGAGAGAAACUUGAGGACCUCUGCAAGGAAGCAACAGAAAAUAUAUAUGUAAUACCACACUUGGAGAUUGUUACCACCUCUGAACUCAGGACCAGAGAUGAGUUUUUGCAAUAUUCCCACCAAUUCACCCUGGAUCCGAACACUGCACAUAAAUAUCUCCGUUUGUCUGAAGGCAACAGAGUGGCUACAUUUAUUGGGGCUGACCAGCAGUAUCCUGUUCAUCCAGACCGAUUUCAUGGUUUUUCUCAAGUGUUGUGUAGAGAGAGUAUGUGUGGGCGCUGUUACUGGGAGGUGGAGUGGAGUGGGAUGGCUGGUGUGGGAAUAUCGGUGUCCUAUAAGAGCAUCAGCAGGAAGGGGGGUGGUUUUGAGUGUGUAUUUGGAUUUAAUAAUCAGUCCUGGAGAUUGUCCUGCUCUGACUCCAGGUACUCAUUCAGACACAAUCAGAAAGCAAUUAAACUCCCUAUAUUCUGCAGUUCCUCUAGAAUAGGAGUGUAUGUGGAUCACAGAGCAGGGAUUCUGUCCUUCUACAGCGUCUGUGACACAAUGACCCUCAUGCACAGAAUCCAGACCACAUUCACUCAACCGCUCUACCCAGGAUUUGGGAUCAAUUUUGGAUCAACACUGAAACUGUCGUCUGCAGAGAUUCUGUGAAUAAUAGUGUCAUAUUUCAGGUUUAAGCAUGAGUAUAUGUGGUUAGCAGGUCCCUCCAUCCUUCCAGUGACAAUACCGAAUACAACUUACCAAACUAGAAAGUGGAUUCAUUAAAUACCUCACUACAACACAGACUGUACAGGAAACUCUGUCUGUGUCCAAAGCCGAUACAAGGGAAGCCGUUUUUUUUUUUUUUUUUUUGGUGUAAUUGUAAUUAAGAUCUGUUCUGUAACACUAUGCAAUGAAUGAUGAUUAGAGAUGAAAAUGCUUUGCUAACAAUGACAACUAAGAAAUACUGUAAGUCAUACUGCAGUUAUACAAAGCAAAAUAACACUAAAGCAUUUUUAAUGAUUUGUCUAUAUUUAAUUUAUUUUAAUUUAAAUUAUCUGAAAAUAUUAUGUAAUGUAUGUGCACUGUGUAAUAGUAUUAGUAGUAUUUUGAGUUUAGACAUAACAUUUGUAUGGCAAUGAUCUGCAGUUCAGACAAUUUAGAUAGGACUGAAGUUUAUAAAUUAUACAAAAAAAAAAGGUCAUACUUUCAUAUCGUUGCAAUAAUUGGGGUUUUCAAUAAAGGUUGUUUUAGGCCAACAUGAACUUUAAAUCUAAAACGUAAAUCUAAAUUAAAUACAAACACUUCUGAGAAGGCAAUGCAGAUAAUGUAAAUGAGACGUGUUUUGUCUUAGGUGACUCAAAACUAACCGGCUAGUUUUAACGUGCCGUUUUAAACAGUUUGACUUUAAAAACCAUUUUUGGCAACACUGAGCACUGACAUAACACAGGCAUUUACGUGUGUGUUAUCGCCCUCUACUGGAUGAUUUUGUCUGCAUUUAGCCAAAGACUAAAUACCCUUAAAGAGUUAAAGUCUUAAAGAGACUGAUUUAGCCUACUCAAACGAGGCUAGUUUCAGUUUCAUUUGUACGCAAAACCAGGGAACUUUUCGGUUUAGGGAAAAACACUGAGCAAAGAAGCUAUCACUGGAUUUCUAAUUUUUCAGGUGAGUCACAUCUUCAAAACACACCAUGUAUAGGCCUAAACCCAGGGAUGUACUGGCCGUCGGGAGUACCGGGACAUUCCCCACAAAAAGCAAAUACUACAAAAGUGUGAAGCGGCUAGAAGGGAUACGUAUGGCGCUACUGGGCAUGCGCACAUCAAUACAGCGUAAUUUUUUGUCACACUGUACAACAACAAUAA
This is a messenger RNA of Onychostoma macrolepis, 3060 nucleotides long. RefSeq names its product tripartite motif-containing protein 16-like protein. NCBI's taxonomy places the organism in Eukaryota, Metazoa, Chordata, Actinopteri, Cypriniformes, Cyprinidae. The transcript has 7 exons. Bases 188 to 1870 code for a protein of 560 amino acids. The record is from RefSeq and is a predicted model, not a curated record. Gene Ontology annotation, molecular function: protein binding; zinc ion binding.